UGCACUCCCCUCGGUGCCGGUGCGGUACAGGACUAAAGUGGUACAGGGACAAGAAUAUGUAAAUAUUUACUUUUUUAAACUUUCUAACAAAUAUACAUAUUUUAUAUAGCGAGAUCGACUAAAUAUGUUAAAGUUAUCAUACCAAGUUGUUCGUAGAUUAUCUGUUUCGGUGCACAGAUGCCACUCUCUUGAAACCAAAACACACACCUGGCCUCGUAAGAUAUUUUCCGGAGUUCAACCUACCGGCUGCCUUCACAUCGGCAACUAUCUCGGUGCUGUUAAGCGUUGGGUUGAUCUUCAAAAUGCCGGCGAAGAUGUUACGUACUGCAUUGUGGAUCUGCAUUCCAUAACAUUGCCACAGGAACCGGAAAUUUUACGGCACAACUGUCUACAAAUGGCUGCCACUCUGUUGGCAUGUGGGAUUGAUCCAAUGAAGGCUACCCUGUUCGUACAGUCUGCAGUUCCUCAGCACGCUGAAUUAUCGUGGAUUCUUGGCUGCAUGACUACAAUGGCGAGGUUGACGCAUUUGCCUCAAUACAAGGAAAAGUCAGCUAAGCUCAAAGAGAUACCAUUGGGGUUGUACAUUUAUCCAGUUCUACAAGCAGCUGAUAUUAUGCUAUACAAAGCAACACACGUCCCCGUUGGAGAAGAUCAAGUUCAACAUUUGCAGCUGGCUCAAUCACUAGCGAGAGCAUUUAAUAAUCGUUUUGGAACCACGUUUCCUUUUUGUGAGGCUAAAGUUUCGGACGAUACCAGCAGUCGAUUGAAAUCGCUGCGAGACCCUGCGAAAAAAAUGUCCAAAUCCGAUCCCGAUCCUAAAAGUUGUAUUAUGCUGACAGAUGAACCUAAAGUAAUACAAGAGAAGAUCAAAAAGUCGGUUACCGAUUUUACAUCCGAGGUCACUUUCGAUCCGGAAAAGCGUCCGGGUGUGGCAAAUCUUAUAACCAUUCAUUCGCUAACCAGUGGAAAGACACCGGCGGAGAUAUUUGUAGAAGCGAAAGGAUUAAACACGGGCCAGUAUAAGCAACAAGUAACGGAAGCUUUGGUGGAGCAUUUGAAUCCAAUUAGAAUUCAAAUUGGCAGGUAUAUGGAUGAUCCUAACUACCUUACAGCAAUCAUAGAAAACGGUUGCGAAAAAGCGCGGUCAACUGCCGAAAGAACAAUAACAGAAGUCAAGGAGAAAGUAGGAAUGAAUGCCUUCAGUGUGAUACGGCAGCAGGCCAUAAGGAGGAAAGAACUCGCAAAAUGAGUUGCACAUCAUUAUUAUGGUUAAAUAAAAUAAUAGUUAGGUAAUUGGUACCAGUGCUGAGAAUAUUCACUGUCAUUAUAUUUAAAAGCAGCAAUUUUCAGCCUUUGUUAUAUUGAUAAUCACCACUACCCAUGCGAACAUUGAUAUUCGUGAUACUAGAAAACCGAUGAACGUCGACCGGAUAAACCUUAACACUCUUGUUGAUAUUUUGAUCGUCAAAAAUGAAAAUCAUUUCAAAAUAGUGAAAAAAAAAAUAUCUGAAUAGCAUUUUCAAUGCCUUUGAUAUUUAUUCCACUGCUCCGUGAUUGAAUAUGGUAAACGAAAUUCAUGCAUCGUUCCAAUGAAUAAUGGUUGCUGAGUUCCAUAAGAAAAUAAAUGUGCUGACAUUGGAAACAAUUCAAUUCAUCUACUCGUAAAUAUCGAUAAUCUAAGGCAGCGGUUCUCAACCUUUUUUUUGCCCGCGUACCCCUUGGCGAUAUUUUUCAUAUCAAUUGUGUGGGAGUAGAAUGACCACUGUGUCACCCCUUGUAUUUGCUUAUGGCAACACCGUACCUUUGUUCAAAUACAUUGUCAUUAUAUUUGCUUUCAUUCGAUUACAAACGUGCGUAAUAAAGAGUUAUUCCUUUUCUUGUUGA
Wyeomyia smithii (pitcher-plant mosquito) is the source of this 1884-nucleotide messenger RNA. RefSeq names its product tryptophan--tRNA ligase, mitochondrial (gene TrpRS-m). Gene Ontology annotation, cellular component: mitochondrial matrix; mitochondrion. Bases 125 to 1249 code for a protein of 374 amino acids. Gene Ontology annotation, molecular function: tryptophan-tRNA ligase activity; ATP binding. Gene Ontology annotation, biological process: mitochondrial tryptophanyl-tRNA aminoacylation. The transcript is spliced from 3 exons. The record is from RefSeq and is a predicted model, not a curated record. Lineage: Eukaryota; Metazoa; Arthropoda; Insecta; Diptera; Culicidae.